AUAGGUUUUGGUGUGGUACCUCAAGGUUGUGGAGGAAGUUUAAGUUAUAUAACGCAGUUAGGCCUGUGGAUGCUUCAUCAGGCCAGGUUCUGGAAUCGCUGAAAUCCAAAGAAGGUUUCUUUUUGUCACGUGCCUCGCUCCUGUUUCCCAGCCGAUCGUGGGUCCACGCGCUCCGGGUGUCCGUGACGCAGUAUUCGAGCGCCUGCGUCGUUGGGAGCCGCGACGCUGAACAUGGCGCGUUCCUAGAAGCGGCUUUCGGCAUCAGUAGGCGGCGGCGUGUGGACUGGAAGCGUGGGGCGCAGGACGAGCUGACGCCGCUUCGUGUUGGAGCGUGGAAGCGGGAGAGCCGGGCCAUUCCGGACGGAACCAAACGGUUUCCAUGGAUCUCAAUAGUGCCAGUACUGUCGUUCUUCAGGUCUUAACACAGGCCACCAGUCAGGAUACUGCUGUGUUAAAACCAGCUGAGGAGCAGUUGAAACAGUGGGAGACGCAGCCAGGUUUCUAUUCAGUGUUGCUGAAUAUUUUCACAAACCACACUCUGGAUAUAAAUGUAAGGUGGCUUGCUGUGCUGUAUUUUAAAAAUGGAAUUGAUCGCUACUGGAGACGUGUAGCACCUCAUGCUCUCUCAGAGGAGGAGAAAUCUACAUUGCGCGCAGGGCUAAUCACCAACUUCAAUGAACCAAUAAACCAGAUUGCAACUCAGAUUGCCGUGCUGAUUGCAAAAGUUGCUCGAUUGGACUGUCCUAGACAGUGGCCUGAACUGAUUCCCACUCUUAUAGAAUCUGUGAAAGUACAAGAUGAUCUUCGACAGCACAGAGCGUUGCUUACCUUUUAUCAUGUUACCAAGACCCUGGCGUCUAAACGACUGGCUGCUGAUAGAAAACUGUUUUAUGAUUUAGCUUCUGGAAUUUAUAGUUUUGCCUGCUCUCUGUGGAAUCACCACACAGACACAUUCCUUCAACAAGUUUCUUCUGGCAAUGAAGCUGCAGUUCUAAGUUCACUAGAACGAACUCUACUGUCAUUGAAAGUGCUGCGUAAGUUAACUGUUAAUGGAUUCGUGGAACCUCAUAAGAAUAUGGAGGUGAUGGGUUUUUUACAUGGAAUAUUUGAACGUCUAAAACAAUUUCUGGAGUGCAGUAGAAGUAUAGGUACAGAUAAUGUAUGUAGAGAUAGACUGGAAAAGACCAUCAUUCUUUUUACUAAAGUGCUUUUGGACUUCUUGGAUCAGCAUCCCUUUUCAUUUACUCCUCUAAUUCAGAGAUCACUGGAAUUUUCUGUAAGCUAUGUGUUUACAGAAGUUGGUGAAGGCGUUACAUUUGAACGAUUCAUUGUCCAGUGCAUGAAUCUUAUUAAGAUGAUUGUCAAAAAUUAUGCUUAUAAGCCAUCCAAAAACUUUGAAGAUAGCAGUCCUGAAACUCUUGAAGCUCAUAAGAUUAAGAUGACAUUCUUCACAUAUCCCACUUUGACAGAGAUAUGUAGAAGAUUAGUCUCUCAUUAUUUUCUGUUAACUGAAGAAGAACUGACAAUGUGGGAAGAAGACCCAGAAGGCUUUACAGUGGAAGAAACAGGAGGAGAUUCUUGGAAAUACAGUUUGAGGCCAUGCACUGAAGUAUUAUUUAUAGAUAUAUUCCAUGAAUAUAAUCAGACUCUGACUCCUGUACUUUUAGAAAUGAUGCAAACACUUCAAGGGCCCACUAACGUGGAAGAUAUGAAUGCACUGUUAAUCAAAGAUGCUGUGUAUAAUGCUGUUGGAUUAGCGGCUUAUGAGCUGUUUGACAGUGUUGAUUUUGAUCAGUGGUUUAAAAACCAGCUUCUUCCAGAAUUACAAGUCAUUCACAAUAGGUAUAAGCCAUUGCGACGCAGGGUGAUUUGGCUCAUUGGUCAGUGGAUUUCUGUGAAAUUCAAGUCUGACUUAAGACCCAUGUUAUAUGAGGCAAUUUGUAACUUGCUUCAGGAUCAAGACUUAGUGGUCCGUAUUGAAACAGCUACCACUCUGAAGUUAACUGUUGAUGAUUUUGAGUUUAGAACAGAUCAGUUUCUACCGUAUUUGGAAACCAUGUUCACACUACUCUUUCAGUUACUGCAGCAAGUUACAGAAUGUGACACAAAGAUGCAUGUUUUACAUGUGCUUUCUUGUGUGAUUGAAAGAGUCAACGUGCAGAUACGACCGUACGUAGGGUGUUUGGUACAGUAUUUGCCUCUUCUUUGGAAGCAGAGUGAAGAACACAAUAUGUUGAGGUGUGCUAUUCUGACAACACUUAUUCAUCUUGUUCAGGGAUUAGGAGCAGACAGCAAGAACCUGUACCCUUUCCUGCUCCCAGUUAUUCAACUGAGUACAGAUGUUUCCCAGCCUCCACAUGUUUAUCUUCUGGAAGAUGGUUUAGAAUUAUGGUUAGUGACUUUGGAAAACAGCCCAUGUAUUACACCAGAGUUACUUCGUAUAUUUCAGAAUAUGUCACCACUUCUAGAACUAAGUUCAGAAAGUCUCAGAACCUGCUUUAAGAUCGUCAAUGGUUAUAUCUUUUUAUCAUCAACAGAAUUUUUACAGACAUAUGCAGUAGGUCUAUGUCAGUCCUUUUGUGAACUGCUAAACGAAAUUACUACAGAAGGUCAAGUUCAAGUGCUAAAGGUUGUGGAAAAUGCCCUUAAAGUGAACCCAGUAUUAAGCCCGCAAAUGUUUCAACCAAUUCUACCCUGUGUUUUCAGAGGUAUUAUAGAAGGGGAGAGGUAUCCUGUAGUGAUGUCAACGUAUCUCGGCGUUAUGGGUCGAGUCCUGCUACAAAACACUAGUUUCUUUUCCUCACUACUUAAUGAGAUGGCACAUAAAUUUAAUCAGGAGAUGGACCAGCUUUUGGGAAAUAUGAUUGAAAUGUGGGUUGAUCACAUGGACAAUAUUACCCAGCCUGAAAGAAGAAAACUUUCAGCUUUGGCUUUGCUUUCUCUUCUGCCAUCUGAUAAUAGUGUUAUCCAAGAUAAAUUCUGUGGGAUUAUAAACAUCUCAGUGGAGGGCCUACAUGAUGUUAUGACAGAAGAUCCUGAAACGGGAACUUAUAAAGACUGUAUGUUAAUGUCUCAUCUUGAAGAACCAAAAGUAACAGAAGAUGAAGAACCACCCACAGAACAGGAUAAGAGGAAAAAGAUGCUGGCCCUGAAGGACCCCGUGCAUACCGUGUCACUGCAGCAGUUCAUCUACGAGAAGCUCAAGGCCCAGCAGGAGCUGCUGGGAGAGCAAGGCUUCCAGUCCCUCAUGGAAACGGUGGACACCGAGAUCGUCACCCAGCUACAGGAGUUUUUGCAGGGCUUCUGAGAGCACGUGUCAUGUGGCUGAGAUGACCAGCCUGCCAUCUGUGUGUGAGAGCCUGCUGAGACGAUGGAGAAAUCCCUUGUGUAUUGAAAGAAAGAUGGGAAGACCACACGUUUUUUUACUACAAAAUUCAGCAAAUAAAUGUAAAUCCUGCAUAUCUAAAAUCACAAAACUAUUCCUCAAAAGAAUUUAAUUUUAUAUUUAUGAGGGCCCUGUGUUUACUAAAGAUAGAUUUGACAACAAUAGCUGCUUAGUUUCCUGUUAAGAGAAGAAACUGUUACCUUUUAAUCAUGUGCUCUUAACACUUGAGAAGAAGAAGGCUAAUGUCUGAGAUGUUUUACUGUAACCAAAAUUAGUUAAAUUUGGCUGCCUUAUCCCUUUUUUAAGUUAAUGAGACUACAAGUUUGAAAAAUGGCAAAACUGUUCAGAUGAUGAAAUUACAGAAAUUUGUGUACCAGGCAAAAGAAUAUGAAUAGUGACAAAUAUACAUUACUGAGAUUAUCUUGCAAGGGAGUUGCUUUCAUCUGACAUAGAAAACAUGUUUUAUCAGACAAAUGCUUUUAUUUUCAUUCUAGUAAUUUGAUAUGGGAAUUAGUAAUGGGAUUUUUUUCUUGUGUUAUUUUCAGUAAUUACAUUUAGUCUUUAAAUGCACAUUGUAAGGCCCGCAGAUGUGAACCUGUGGUACUGCAGUGCCAGGUGGGAGACCUCUGGUCGUGAUUUGAUCCUAGUUCCUUUGUUACCCCUGGAGGCCAGGAGCCCUGUGAACACUGACAGGAACCAGCAGCCACAGACCCCCUGUGCUGCAAAAUGGCUGUGACAGGCUGUUCAGCACUUACCCAUCUCAGGUUCCUCAGUGCAGGGGUACAUCAGGGCCUCGAAGAUAUGGGUACACGUGGAGGACUCAGCAGCGAUCCCCAGGGUACCGACACUGAUGUGACAAGUCUUCCUUCCUUAUUCCUCUAACAUGCAGUACCAAAAACGGGGAAAAAGGAGAAAAAAAAGCCUUACUUUGUUUUACUUGCCAUUGACUGUAAGGAACGUUUAAAACAUUUUAAAGAAAAUACUCAAAAGCAAGGUUGGAAAAUGGCUGAUCUUUCUAUAGAAAGUUGGGUACAGUAUGUAACUGCAGGAAACCCACUGCCCUUUGUAAGUUGUGGAACUCAAAGCGAAUGGAAAUAUUUGAUGUUUUAAGCAAAAGAAAGAAAAUAUGGUCCAAAUUAAAUUUUCCAAAGAUACCUCA
Messenger RNA from Balaenoptera acutorostrata (minke whale), 4544 nucleotides. RefSeq names its product importin 11 (gene IPO11). The record is from RefSeq and is a predicted model, not a curated record. The transcript has 31 exons. Gene Ontology annotation, molecular function: small GTPase binding. The coding region runs from base 380 to 3307 and encodes 975 amino acids. Gene Ontology annotation, biological process: protein import into nucleus. Lineage: Eukaryota; Metazoa; Chordata; Mammalia; Artiodactyla; Balaenopteridae. Gene Ontology annotation, cellular component: nuclear envelope; cytosol.